UCGGCUUUAUAAACGAUGCAGCUUCUACAGUAUCUGGGACUGCAGGGACCAGUGAAUGUUCCAUCCCAGCGAAGUCAGCUGUGCAUCAGUUCAUGAGAUACAGAGAACUAAAAGAAAUUGAGAGGAAGACAUUUUCAAAAGCCAAAAAGAAAUCAAUGAAAACAGUCAAGAUUUCUGUUGGGAUGAUGGGCAAGACCAAGCAUGGCUUUAAGCCCAUACGAGGGAAAACUCUACCUCUACAUGUUGAACCUCAGUGGUCAUCAGAGAAACUUUUGGCAGCUGCAUGGAAAAAAUUAAAAGAUUUCAACCAAGACAUGAAAGAUGGAGAAUAUGUCUUGCUCUAUCCUGAUGGCUCGCAGGUACAACAUAUCCCUGGGACUCAGACACCCUUUACAAUUGAGAAGUACAAAGAGGCCAUUGGAAAAGCUUAUCAACGGAUCACAUUGUACAUCUGCACCCUUGAGGACUUGUCAGAGAGUGACGGAGAUGAGGAGGAGGAGGAUGCUGAUGAUGAGGAGGAUGAUGAGGUUGUUGUUAGGGUGUCCCCCAGUAUGUCACUUCUUUCUGACACAGUGCUAUGGACAAGUCCUGAGUGCAGUACACCAGAGUGUAGUCAGUGGUCAACCACAACAUCCCAUUCAUCUAAUGGAGAGGCCAAGAGUGUGACAAGGCCCCAACAGACAACCACCUCAGAAGAUCAGCAUACUUCAAGUGACUUCUACAACACAUACACCAGUAUCUAUGCACCUGUCAUCAUUGACAGCAGUUCUUCAGAUUGUGAGGAAGUAGAGAAAUUGCCAAAGGAACACAGUGACGGACCGACAGCUGCAGAUGAACUGACAGCUGCAGAUGUGGUGUCCAAUUUGUCUCUGAAGCUUAACACAAGCUCCUGCAGCAGAUUUAACAUUAACCGGGCCAAUGUCUGGGAUGGUGCCUUAAGAGGGUUCAAGCGAUCCACAUAUGACCCUACCCAUGCCAUGAUGGUGAGAUUCACAGAUGAUGUUGGGCAGACGGAAGAGGCUUUGGACACCGGGGGGCCCACUCGAGAAUUUCUUACUCUUUUGAUGGACGCCAUGAAGACAAGACGAGUAUUUGAAGGCAAAGAUAAUGCCAAAUACCUCUCAUUCGAUAGUAAAGCUUUGGAAGAUGAUGAAUACUUCCACGUUGGAAGAAUGAUUGCGGUCUCUACUGUCCAUGGCGGUCCAGGGCCUCGUUGUCUCCCCCCAAACUUCUUCCUGUACCUCGUUGGUAAAGUAAAGGCAUUUGAGGCUACAAUUGAGGAUAUCCCUGAUGAUGAAGUAAGGAAGGCCCUCCUUGAGAUAGUAAAUAGUACAUCACUAAAGGAACUCCAGAGACUCACAGACAAACACUCCAGCAUGCUUCAAACAGCAGGCUGUUACCGCUUCAUGAGGACACUGGACGACAAGAAGAAAGUCAAAGAUGAUUACCUUCAGUGGUAUUUCAUCUACCGGAACCAUUUUUCCAUCCAGAGGUUCAAGGAGGGACUUGCAACUCUGGAUUUUCUCAAUGCCCUGGAACAGCAUCCUGCACUGUUCAUGCCAUUCAUGUGCUACAGUGAGAACAAACUGACAGCUGAUGCUUUGGAGAGCUUGUUUCAUGUGCAGCUCAGUCCACCUGGUAGCACCAUGCGUCAGGAGGAGAACAGAGCACUGAACUACUGGCAAGACUAUCUACUCUACAUUGAAGUUGCAGUGCUGUGAGCUCUCAGGGCC
Notolabrus celidotus (New Zealand spotty) is the source of this 1733-nucleotide messenger RNA. RefSeq names its product G2/M phase-specific E3 ubiquitin-protein ligase. Gene Ontology annotation, molecular function: ubiquitin-protein transferase activity. Gene Ontology annotation, cellular component: nucleus. The record is from RefSeq and is a predicted model, not a curated record. The coding region runs from base 93 to 1721 and encodes 542 amino acids. The transcript is spliced from 13 exons. Lineage: Eukaryota; Metazoa; Chordata; Actinopteri; Labriformes; Labridae.